Molecule: messenger RNA, 1770 nt
Organism: Coregonus sp. 'balchen'
Lineage: Eukaryota; Metazoa; Chordata; Actinopteri; Salmoniformes; Salmonidae
Source: the annotation of a GenBank genome assembly
AUGUCUGUAUGUGGGAUGACGGGACCAGGGCUUGGUCUGUCUGUGUUCCUGUUGGCUCUGCUUCAUCUUCUUCAAUGCUCAGGUAGGACUGACUUGGUUGACCUUUGGUUCUGUCUUGCCAAUCAUACAUGUAAAGGUAGCUACUGCUUUGCUUUAUCUUGGCCAGGUCGCAGUUGUAAAUGAAAACUUGUUCUCAACUGGCUUACCUGGUUAAAUAAAGGUGAAAUAAAACAAUAAAUAAAAAAAGCUACCAUAUUGUUUUUAUUUUAGCCAAGAUUGGUUGGGCUCAAGAGCAGCCAUCCAAACCUAGAUAAUUGUGUUAUGAUAUUACAAUACAGGUUGAGAAUGUAGACAGAGAGCAAUAUUUGCAGUGGUGCCUUGGUUUCACUGAUGUCCCUCAUAUCAGGAAAAUACAAUCUCAGACCAAUUCACUUUGGAAUAGUCAAACAGUCAACCAACCCUUUCCAUGAGAAUUAGCGCGCUUUGCCUCCUAGGCAAAUGUGGAGGACUAGGCUGUGUCACAGGCUAUGACUGAUUAUGUUGCAUUUCUCUCCUUGCUAUCCCUUCUCCCCUCCCAUUUCUCUCAUUCACUGUACCCAUUUCUCCCUCAUAUCCCCUCAUCCAUCCAUCCCCCAGCCCAGAACAACUACACUACGCGCCCAAAUAACUUAACAGUGGCUGCUGGCAAGCCUGCUGCCUUCCAGUGUGGUGUGUCCCCUCCUCCUAGACAACUCAACUUCACCCUCUAUGGUAGCCAUGGAAACAGAACCCUCAUCUGCCCAGGAAACCACACUGACUACCUGGCUGCCCAGGUCAGUGGCACAGCCUUAGCUUAUAUUAUACCAACCGUCCAGGUUACAGGUAUUUUCUCUGUACAGGCCAGGAUGACGCAGUUGACCUAAUUGGCAUGACCAUUGGUACAGCUGAAAUCACUGAGUACAGUAGCUCCAUUCAACAGGCCUGUUGGAGUGCAAAACAAUUACUUUCAUUGCCUCUUUAUCACUUGCUAAUUGGAGUCUUUAUGCAUCACCAGAUGAGAUAAGAUAUAAUCUCUCUCGCUCUCUCUCUCCCCACCCCUCUCCUCUCUCUCUCUUUCUUUCUCUCCCCCUCUCUCUCUUUCUCUCCUCUCAGUCAAUAAAAGGGUAUUGUAAUAACACAGGUAAGGAGCUCUUUGCAAUCUGGCUUAUCAGCGGGACGUCCCACUCUGACAACAACACACGUGUGGUAUGUGAGAGCUCAGGGCGACCACUAGUGGAUGGAUACCUCUGGGUGUACGGUAAAUACACCUCUCUAAAUACACCUUCCCUGAGCAUAUGGUAAUGGACAUUGUCAUCAUUAGCUAACCCUAAUCUCUUUGUCUGUCUGUCUAUCUGUCUCUGUCUGUCUGUCUAUCCUGUCUCUCCUGUCUGUCUAUCUGUCUAUCCUGUCUGUUUGUCUGUCUGUCUAUCCUGUUUGUCUGUCUGUAUGUCCUCUUUUGGAUACAUUUUCAGAGGACAGCAGUUACUUUGCCACCCUCAUUGGCUGUGUCAUUGGUGGUUUCUUUGGGAUCCUCAUCGUAAUUGGCCUGUCAUACACUGUGCUCAGGAGAUCUGAGAGGUUCCAGCGCUGUUUCAGUAAGUACCUCUCUACUUCAGCCCUAACAGAGGAUGGAUCAGAGAAUGAUGCCCUGCCCGGCGACGUUCAUAUGGUUCUCUUCUCUUUUCUGUGUUUGUGUCAACAGGGGGAAAAGACCGUGAGGAUGACGUUACCACAAUGGUGACAAAGGAUUAA